Brettanomyces nanus is the source of this 1707-nucleotide messenger RNA. RefSeq lists its product as uncharacterized. NCBI's taxonomy places the organism in Eukaryota, Fungi, Ascomycota, Pichiomycetes, Pichiales, Pichiaceae. The record is from RefSeq and is a predicted model, not a curated record. The coding region runs from base 1 to 1707 and encodes 568 amino acids. Gene Ontology annotation, biological process: glyoxylate cycle. Gene Ontology annotation, cellular component: peroxisomal matrix; cytoplasm. The transcript has a single exon. Gene Ontology annotation, molecular function: malate synthase activity.
AUGCCUUCAGCUUUACUUUACAAUUCCACUUUGGAUGGUGUCCAAGUGGUUGGCGAAAUCUCAGGCAAGACAGAGAAUUCUCCAUCUUCCCCCAAAGAUAUUCUCACUAAGAGUGCUCUCAAAUUUGUAGUCUUCUUACACAGAGCCUUUAAUGAGCGCAGAAAAGUCUUAUUGGCCCAUCGUCAGGAAGUUCAGAAGGAAUUGGAUAACGGUGGUCAGUUGCAUUUUUUGAAAGAGACUGAAUACAUCAGAAACGAUCCCAACUGGAAGUGUCUUCCUGUUCACCCCAAAUUGCAGUGCAGAAAGGUGGAAAUCACCGGUCCACCGGAUGCGAAGAUGAUUGUCAAUGCUUUCAACACGGAUGUUCAGACUUACAUGACCGAUUUUGAGGACUCUUGUUCUCCAACUUGGCACAACAUGAUCUACGGCCAAGUCAACCUAUACGAUGCCAUCAGGGAUAAGAUUGACUUCACCAAUCCACAGACUGGUAAGAGAUAUAAGAUCAAGAGAGAUGGUCGAAGAGUUCCGGUCAUGAUUGUCAGACCAAGAGGUUGGCACAUGGUUGACAGACACAUCUUAGUGGAUGGUGAGCCUAUUUCUGCCUCGAUGUUGGACUUUGGCUUGUACUUUUUCCACAAUGCAAAGUAUCUUAUCGAGCAAGGUCUUGGUCCCUUCUACUAUUUGCCCAAGAUGGAGCAUUGGCAGGAGGCCAAACUCUGGGAUGAUAUUUUCAGCGUUUCUGAGGAUAGUCUAGAGAUUCUAAGAGGUACUAUCAAGGCCACAGUUUUGAUUGAGACCUUACCUAUUUCCUUCCAGCUCGAUGAAGUCUUGUAUGCUCUCAGAGAGCACUCUUCCGGUUUGAACUGUGGUCGUUGGGAUUAUAUGUUCUCCACUAUCAAGAGACUUCGUAAUCAGAAAGAACAUAUCUUGCCCGACAGAAACCAAGUCACUAUGACCGUUCCAUUCAUGACCAAUUACGUCAAGCAAUUGAUUAAAGUGUGCCAUAAGAGAGGUGUUCAUGCUAUGGGUGGUAUGGCAGCUUUUAUUCCAAGAAAGGACGAUCCUGCUAAGAAUAUCGAAGCUUUGGAAGCUGUCAGAAAUGAUAAGCUCAGAGAAGUUUUGGCUGGCCAUGACGGAACUUGGAUCGCCCACCCCGGUUUAUUGGCCACUGCAAGAUCUGUUUUUGAGGAGCAUAUGCCCACACCAAACCAGGUGUUCAAGCAGAAGCCCGAUACUGCGGUCACUGAAUCCGAUUUGGUCGAUACCAACAUCCAAGGUGGUCACAUUACAAGAAAAGGUGUUGAGGCUAACAUAUACAUUGGUUUGAACUAUAUGGAGUCUUGGUUGAGAGGCUUUGGUUGUGUUCCUAUCAACCAUAUGAUGGAAGAUGCUGCAACUGCUGAGGUUUCUCGGUUGCAGUUAUUUUCGUGGUCUCACCAAAAGGUUACUUUACAGGACACCAAAGAGACUUGUACUCCAGAAUUUGUUAUUAAGAUGAUCAACGAGGAGGCUUCGAAGUUGGCUACCAAGGAUGGUAACAAAUUUGCUGAAGCUUCCAAAGCGUUGACAGAUGAAAUCAGUGACAAGAAACCCGUGGCCGAGUUUUUGACUGAUAUUUUGUACCCACAAAUCGUCACGGUUGGCCAGCCUGUUGAUCUUAGUUUUCUUAAGGCAUCAGAACAACAGAUUUGCCAACUCAAACUUUAA